Cadophora gregata is the source of this 1662-nucleotide messenger RNA. RefSeq lists its product as uncharacterized. The coding region runs from base 1 to 1662 and encodes 553 amino acids. NCBI's taxonomy places the organism in Eukaryota, Fungi, Ascomycota, Leotiomycetes, Helotiales, Ploettnerulaceae. The record is from RefSeq and is a predicted model, not a curated record. The transcript has 7 exons.
AUGGAGGGUUCCUCACGUCCCCGUCGUCAGUUGACUGGUCGGGACUACCGUGUCCCUGAGGAAGAGCCUUUGGAGUGGGAGGAGGAAGAUUCGGACGACGUCCGAAGUGGUGGUGAACCUGAACGAGCCUUCCCUGGUUUCGGAGACUACGACGACAAUGAUUUGGAGAGCCUCAGCGACUCAGAUACUCCCAGCAAUGAUAGUGAGGAUGAUGAUGAAGAAACCGGAAAGGGCACCAACGACCAGAGUUUCCUUGCGAGCAUCCAUGACAAAUUGACCAGAUGGGGUGCGUUCAAGAAAGACUGGAUCGGUAUGACCGAUUUGGAGCGAUACCUCCGAGCUGAGCCGCAGAAAGGAAUCAAGCAUCUCAAACGUCUUGUGGGAAGUCUGCGCCAAGGUGCAUCUAUUGAAGAUUUCGAGAAGCAGAUUCCCCCUGCUGAAAUCACAAACUUUUACUGGUCGGCGAAGAACGAUCUAGAGCGUCUCAAGGGACAGAAAGUCAUGCUCGUCAUUGGAUUCUGCCCUCAGUAUGAGAUCACUCUUGAUGGCAAUGCUGCAGAGAUUGCGCCUGGAGAAUCUGAGUGCCUUACUCAGCUCAUUGUAUCUUGGCUGGCCCGUCAAUCUGAUGGACUGCUACUUGCAUGGGACUUCAGACAUGACUGCAGAAAGAAGAACAAGCCUGUCCAUGGAGGAACAGCAUAUGCUAAGUGCGCACCCAUCGACAAGCUCAAGACGGAGACCGAGCAGCUGAACUACCUUUCAUACAUUCUUCUACUUGUCGCUGAGAAGCUGUACUCUAUUGAUAUCCAAGGCACAAUCUCGUUCUCGGCAUGCACCAACCAGUUUGUGAGAGUGCUUGAUGUCCCUCACAUCACACUCCCAGAACAUAUUUCUCGAAUCCGCAAGAACCCAAUGCUGGCGGUCAACCUUGUCAGAGGUAUGCGUAAUAGCGGACUCUAUGGAGAUCAGCAGGAGGAAGAACUCUACAAGAGUCUGUCGAAGUUCCUAUCCUUGGGACCCGGAAGAGAAUCUGGCAGGCGGUUGGUCAAUUUGCCACCACUUGACCAACUUGGACAGAAAUCGGCAGCCCCGAUUUCCUUCGAGGAGCUCAUGUCAUUGGUAACCACAGAGCGCAAGGAGUAUGGUCGCACUGCCUCAAUCAAGUCUCGCCGCAAGACCAAAGAGCGCGAGGCAAAUGACCCGGUCUACGCAGAAAAGAGAAAGAAGGCUGUGAAGGGAUAUAAGGACAAGGAAUAUGGCAAAGUCAAGAAGAUGCGAGUCGAGGAUCCAAAAGCUUAUAGGAUUCUCCGCGAUAAAAUGAGCGAAAACCAGCGCAACUGGCGUGCCAAAAAGCCCGGCUACUCAGCCGCCAACAACAAUAAAGUCGCGCAGAAGAGGCUCGAUGACCCAGAGUUCGAUCAGAUGUUCAGGGAGCGAAAGAAGCGCAUUGAUAAAAAGUGCAAAGACAAAAUAAGAGCCAAGAAGGCCGAUGCAGCUGGAGCCGCAAACGUUAUUGAUAUCGAGGCCAACAAGGCUGGUGUCGCCCAUGCUCUCGCUAACGGAUCUCCAAAGUCACCAAAGGAACUCCCCACACGAGAGCGCGCAGCUUCCAAGACACAGUCAAGCUCGCACACCCGUAAAUCAUCGAAGAGCGUCAAGUAG